Molecule: messenger RNA, 1599 nt
Organism: Cryptococcus amylolentus CBS 6039
Lineage: Eukaryota; Fungi; Basidiomycota; Tremellomycetes; Tremellales; Cryptococcaceae
Exons: 5
Coding region: 1-1233 (410 amino acids)
Source: RefSeq, a predicted model, not a curated record
AUGUUGCUCAAUCCCGAACAAUUCACCAUACGCCCAGCCACAGAUGGACAGGCCCUCCAGCACGGCAAAGCUUGUUUUGAGGUGACCAAUUGGAGAGCGAGGAUGUCUUUGGAGGACUUCAACGCAAUUGCCGAAAGGGAGCAGUCAGAUGCAGAGUAUGCAAAAGACCAUGGAGUUAUUGGCUGGGUAUUGGUUCGCUGGGACGGGUAUGAGGGGGAGAUCUACUCUGCUUUAGAGACCCAUCGCACGAAAUGCUUCAUCAAGGACAAAGGCCAGGGUCAAGUCAGGGACGGCUGGGUAUAUGUAAUCACUGCCGUUGUGACCCCUCACAAGCAUCGUGGUCAAGGGUACGCCACACAUUUGAUCCGCCUACUGCACUACAUCCUCACUUCGCCUUCCCCUACCAUCACUCAACCGGCAAUAUCCCAAGCCAUUCCACCAUUUCCUCCAUCCUGGGGGCAGCGACCCCCACCCAUACCUCAUGAGCUGGUGCCCUACGUGCCCAGAGCCGAUGGCAGUAUGUUGUGGUCUGACGUUCUGAUGAGAGUUUACGAACGUUGUACCCUGGGGCUUAAGGGGCGAGGGUUUCAAAGCAAACAAGAAUGGAAUCACACGCUCACUUGGAAGCUUAACGGGUCACCAGAAAGUCAAUCUGAUUGGGAGUUCAUCUGGGAGUCUGACCUGGAGGACAUAUAUCCUGUUGUCUCGGCCAACUCUCGGCACAAGCUUUCCCAAGCUCAGACUACCGACAAGCCUGCCUUCUUGUGCGACCCAGCCUCACCCGGGACACUGACCAUGAUUCCCGUAAGAGGGUCGUACAGUCCUCAGCCGACUUGGCGAACCCGAGUCUUACCUUAUGGUAUCCGUCUCAAAGCCACAAAAGGACAAGGCUGGGAACACGAAGCCGUUGUCCUGUUCAGCUUGUACAACUCUGCAGCGUCACCGCGCCUCUGCGUGACAUACAUGCAGAAUAUCACACCGGGAUUGUUGCCCUCGCUUUUGGCAUCGUUGGACGGCGUAAUUCAAUACUCGGGCGCACCAUGGACAGAAGGCGAAGUAUGGGGACUCGAUCCCGCCUCCGAGCUGGUACACGCGUGGAACCGGGCGGAAGGGCGCGAUGUGGUAGUUUCGACGAGGAUUGGGACAGAAGCCAUGGCCCAUGUGCUAGGGGUAUGUUGGUAUGACGAGGAAGAGGUGGAUAUGGUCGAUUCCCAGAUGUGGGCAUGGGUGUAGGCGUAUGGCGGUAGACCGAGGAGGUGACAUCUUGGCUACGUAUGCACUGUCAUUGCUUGUGGACCAUUAGAUCCAAGAGCCGUGCUAAAUCGGGGUCUAAAGACCAAAGGACGAUCAGCAACAAGAAUAUUUCGCCUUCUGCCUUCUCCAUGGAAUUGAUCCAGUCGCAGCGCUCAUGCCUAUAGAGGGCAAAGACUUGUUCUCGGAUUCUUUUCUCGAUCGGUAUCCGCAUUCGCAUUUUUCUGAUGGAGAGCGGCUGGAACAUGGGGUGGGACGAAGACCCAGGCGACCAGGUCUGUGACUGAAUAUCGACGAUUACUCGGACGAAUUAUUUUCGUUAGAAUUGCUUUUGUGUGACCCCAAACU